Elephantulus edwardii (Cape elephant shrew) is the source of this 1530-nucleotide messenger RNA. RefSeq names its product hepatic and glial cell adhesion molecule (gene HEPACAM). The coding region runs from base 271 to 1521 and encodes 416 amino acids. NCBI's taxonomy places the organism in Eukaryota, Metazoa, Chordata, Mammalia, Macroscelidea, Macroscelididae. The record is from RefSeq and is a predicted model, not a curated record. The transcript has 7 exons.
GGGACCCACCAGAUUGGACCCUGCAUUGGAAAUUAUCUGCUAAGUAGAUAUCUGCUUCCAAACUGGGGAUGCAGGGCUUUGAAACUAGAAAAUGUCAGGUCUGAGAGAGAGAAAGGAACAAGUCCAGCAAUACACAGAGCUCUGUGUAUUCAGAGGGAAGUUGGCAGGCUUGUGCUCAGGCAGAGGAACUCCGAGUGGUACAAAGCGACGUGCCCAGAGUGGAGAAAUCAUGCUAAUUGUCUGCACUAGAGCUGGAGAACGCCACCCAAAAUGAAGAGAGAAAGGGGAGCCCCGUCCAGAGCCUCCAGUGCCCUGAGCCUCACUCCUUUUGUCUACCUUCUUCUGAUCCAGACAGACCGCCUGGAGGGAGUGAACAUCACCAGCCCAGUGCGCCUGAUCCACGGCACAGUCGGGAAGGCAGCCCUGCUCUCUGUGCAGUAUAGCAGCACCAGCAGUGACAGACCUGUGGUCAAGUGGCAGCUGAAGCGGGACAAACCAGUGACCGUGGUGCAGUCCAUUGGCACAGAGAUCAUUGGCACCCUGAGGCCGGACUAUCGAGAUCGCAUCAGGCUCUUUGAAAAUGGCUCCCUGCUUCUCAGUGACCUGCAGCUGGCCGACGAGGGUACCUACGAGGUGGAGAUCUCCAUCACAGAUGACACCUUCACUGGAGAGAAGACUAUCAACCUCACUGUGGAUGUGCCCAUUUCAAGGCCGCAGGUGGUAGUGGCUUCGACCACUGUGCUGGAGCUCAGUGAGACCUUCACCCUGAACUGCUCCCACGAGAACGGCACCAAACCCAGCUACACCUGGCUAAAGGACGGCAAGCCCCUGCUCAACGACUCUCGCAUGCUCCUGUCCCCUGACCAAAAGGUGCUCACCAUCACCCGUGUGCUCAUGGAGGAUGAUGACCUAUACAGCUGUGUGGUGGAGAACCCCAUCAGCCAGGGGCGCAGCCUGCCUGUCAAGAUCACCGUUUACAGGAGAAGCUCCCUCUACAUCAUCUUGUCAACAGGAGGCAUCUUUCUCCUUGUGACCUUGGUGACCGUCUGUGCCUGCUGGAAACCAUCCAAGAAGAAGAAGAGGAAGCUGGAGAAGCAAAAUUCCCUGGAAUACAUGGAUCAGAAUGAUGAGCGUCUGAAAGCAGAAGCAGAUACCCUCCCACGGAGCAGCGAUCAGGAGCGCAAGAAUCCCAUGGCUCUGUACAUCAUAAAGGACAAGGACUCCCCAGAGCCUGAGGAGAACCCCGCCCCGGAGCCUCGGAGUGCGACAGAGCCGGGGCCGCCCGGUUACUCGGUGUCCCCAGGCGUCCCUGGCCGCUCGCCCGGGCUGCCCAUUCGCUCCGCCCGCCGCUAUCCGCGCUCCCCAGUGCGCUCGCCCGCCGCAGCCCGAACACACACGUCGCCGCCGCGGGCUCCCAGCUCCCCCGGCCGCUCGCGCAGUGCCUCGCGCACUCUGCGGACUGCGGGUGUGCACCUAAUCCGCGAGCAAGACGAGUCCGGCCCGGUGGAGAUCAGCGCGUGAGCCGCUGCG